Messenger RNA from Coffea arabica (coffee), 982 nucleotides. NCBI's taxonomy places the organism in Eukaryota, Viridiplantae, Streptophyta, Magnoliopsida, Gentianales, Rubiaceae. The record is from RefSeq and is a predicted model, not a curated record.
CACGACUAUAGUAAUGCCACUUGCUUCAAACACUUAAUCAGGAACCCGUUAUUCAGCAAUUCAAGAAACCCAAGGGUUACUUGCCGGGCUGCUGAGUACAAGUUCCCUGACCCCAUUCAUGAGUUUGCUGAAGCUGAAACAGAGAAGUUCAGGGCCCAUCUUCUCAAUAAACUCUCAAAGAAAGAUAUUUUUGGAGAUUCAGUCCAAGAAGUUGUUGGAAUUUGCACCGAGGUUUCUACAUUUUGUUCGAUCGAGUAUCAACGUUUAUGAAGUUGAUUUCUUCUUCUUCUUCUCAUUAGUUGGGCUAGGUCAUGUGUGCUUUAUGGUAUUAUCUUGGUGUUUUGUCUUGAAAGAAAACAAAGAAUGCAGAUGCUGGAUAUACUACCUAACUAUCAUAUUUGAACAGAUUCUCAGUACAUUCUUGCACACCGAAUAUGGAGGUCCUGGAACUCUAUUGGUCAUUCCUUUUAUGGACAUGGCUGAUACUCUAAAUGAGAGAGGUUUACCCGGAGGUCCACAAGCUGCACGAGCAGCAGUAAAAUGGGCUCAGAAUCAUGUUGACAAGGAUUGGAAAGAGUGGACUAGCAAGAAUAGCAGGUGAUAGAAGUACCUCGCAUCAAUUCCCGUCCUCUGUUAGCUGUUUCCCAAUUUAUCUAGGAAUGUGUGAAAAGAUUGCAACUGGUUUCUGAACUCUAUUGGGGUGAAGAAGGAUUGGAGUUUCCCGCAUCUUUGUGAGACAUGUCAUCCUAGUCAUGAUGGGAUUGAAUUUUGCCAAGAGUUGUAUGAGAGGAAUGUGCUUUUGGAGUGAGCGUUCUGAUAGGAUUUAGAAGCAGAUUUCACAAAAACUACUGAAAAGACAUGGUAGACAACUGUAUGAGCAUAAACUUUUGUAUCUUUUGUAGUUUUUGUCAAUUAAUAUUGUGAAAUUAUUCAUCCUUGUUACCUCUUAUAUACAACUUGUCAUGUAAUUUGUAAACUGCAA